Messenger RNA from Perkinsus marinus ATCC 50983, 235 nucleotides. RefSeq lists its product as hypothetical. The transcript has a single exon. NCBI's taxonomy places the organism in Eukaryota, Perkinsozoa, Perkinsida, Perkinsidae. The annotation marks the transcript as partial. The record is from RefSeq and is a predicted model, not a curated record.
AUGCACCUCCCCUUCCCGUCCAAAACAAUCGGCGACGGCUUCAAGAACUACCCAUCCAUGAGAGAUCCUACUGUCAUCGAUACUGUUGAGGAGACGUUGCGCAAAGAGGAGGCCCAAGGCUUCAUCAGGAAACUGAACGAGGGGGGGAUCCUCGAUCGCAACCGGAGCUUCGUCCCUCGAGGAGCCAUCCCAAAGAAAGAUGGUGGGGCGAGAGUGAUCGACGACUACCUCCGGG